Messenger RNA from Eimeria mitis, 666 nucleotides. Its product is annotated as translational activator, putative. NCBI's taxonomy places the organism in Eukaryota, Apicomplexa, Conoidasida, Eucoccidiorida, Eimeriidae. The record is from RefSeq and is a predicted model, not a curated record.
AUGCAAGCUGCUGCUGCUGCUGCUCCCCUGCUUGUUGCCUGUCUCCUCGUGCUGCAGCAGGAUAAGGAAGAGGAGACAACCCGGCAGCUAGCAGCACAAGUGCUGCAGCAGCUGCCGCAGCAGCUAAAAGGCAGCAAACAGCAGAGACUCGAGACACUCGCUCAGCUCCUUGCAUGCCCUGAAAAAACCUUCAGAGAUAUGGCAGCUGAGGCUUUUGCUGCAGAAGUCGAGAGAGAAGGAGGCGGAGCAGCAGAGACAGCAGCAGCGCUGCUGCUGCUGACGGAUUUGUUUAUGGGUCGUCGAGCACUGGAGGGGCCCUUCGCAGCCCCGCAGCAGCAGCAGCAGCAGCAGCAGCAGCAGCAGCAGCAGCAGCUGCAGCUGCAGCAGCAGGAGCAGCAGCAGCAGCAAGGAGUGGUGUAUAAGAAGAAAGAGCUCGACGCCGCAGAGUUCUUUGGCGCUGCUGUUAAGGGAAAGAUGAAAGGAAAGGCAGCAGCAGCAGCAAGUGCAGCAGCAAGCGCAGCAGCAAGUGCAGCAGCAGACAAUGGGGAGGAGUCUGGCGAGCAGCAGCAGCAGCAGCAGCAGCAGCAACUGCAGCAGAAGCUGCGUUCGGAUGAAGAGCGGUCGAUGAUGCUGGGUCAAUACGUGGAGCUGAAGACGAUGCUCUGA